Nannizzia gypsea CBS 118893 is the source of this 717-nucleotide messenger RNA. RefSeq lists its product as hypothetical. NCBI's taxonomy places the organism in Eukaryota, Fungi, Ascomycota, Eurotiomycetes, Onygenales, Arthrodermataceae. The transcript has a single exon. Bases 1 to 717 code for a protein of 238 amino acids. The record is from RefSeq and is a predicted model, not a curated record.
AUGGCAUCCGCCAAAACGUCGAACGCAGAGUCGGCCAAGUCCCAUGGCCAUGAUGAUGCCUCUGAGGCAGCCUCAGUUGAUACCCAACUCUCAGCUCCAGGGGACUUAGGGGCAGAUGAGAGCCAUCGCAUAUACAACGUGUACCAAACCGCCUCAUUCACAAACUACAGGAUCUCCGAGUCCAACGACAAAACGACCCUUUACUACGUCAGAACCUCCACGUUUACUCCUGGGAAGCCAGAGAUAACUUUCCACGUUGGGGAAAGGGGUGGCCCAGUCGUGGGAAUCGCCAACUUCCUCAAGUUCUCUUCGCACUCAAAGAUUGGCCUAGGAGACCCAGCAGACACUCUUAACAUGGUGUGGGAAGACUUGAGAAAGGAGAGCAAGGACCAUUCCAAAUACCGCUUCGAAAUGACAGUCAACGGAGUAAGGAAAGGAUUCCUCUGGAAGAGAACACGCAGCAUUGGAGUGGAAGGAUCCGUUCCCAAUAAAUUCAGCGAAUCAAAUUUCAAGCUACUCGACGAAGGAUCUGGUGAACUAUUGGGGAUCUAUUCUACUACCGGCAUCAAAAGCAUCAAGAAGAUGGGAAAAUUCCAGUUGAAUAAAAACUACGGACCCGACUUUGACCGUAUGUUUCUGCUUACUGGGAUGACCUUACUUGAAAGGUUGCAACGCAGGAAGCACGCCCGAGGAAGUGGUGGAGGUGGCGGAGGAUAG